Messenger RNA from Didymodactylos carnosus, 3159 nucleotides. NCBI's taxonomy places the organism in Eukaryota, Metazoa, Rotifera, Eurotatoria, Philodinida, Philodinidae. The record is from the annotation of a GenBank genome assembly.
AUGAGUGAUGAAAAUGGCGAUGAAGGACAAGUAAUCAUUAAUGAUGAUAAUAAUGAAUCAUUUCAUUCGAUCUCGGAUGAUAUUUUGGGCAAUGAUAAAAGUUUGAAAAUCUUGACAAUGUCUGAAGCUGGGGAUGACGACGAUGCCCAAAUAGUUUAUAGUGAUAUAAAAACAAAACUUACUGAAAAGAUUAAGUGUGAGCCAGACAUUGAGAAUCAAUGCAAUUAUGGUACAUCAACAGAAGAUCUUAUGGUUACAUUCUCCAAACUUCAAUGGAAACAAGAAAAAAUUAAUUUCUUUUCUCCUUACCAGUUAGAUGGCCAGAUCGAUACGUUUUAUGUUGUUAAAAGAAAAGAUCAAUAUGGAAAUGAUUGCCGUAUGUCAGAUUUAAAUGCCUAUAAAAAUAAUAUUGCCAAAAAGCUCAAGACAGAAAUGAAACAGUCAAAAUUUUCUUCUACACCAGUCAACAAACCAAUAUCAACAAGUUCCAUAUUAGAAUUACCACGAAUACCCAAAAAGAAAAUUGAAGAAAAAAGCGUUAAACAACAUUCAUCAGUAAAAAGACUAUUGUCUUCUGAUACUUAUGCGCCGACAAAAUCUAGAGUUCAAACAGGUCGAGUCAUUAAAAAAAUGAAACAAAAGACAAGUCUAUUAAAACGUGUCAGUAGUCAAACAAAAGUUAAUCAGAGCAUGUUUCCGAAAUCGACAGUUCAAAGUUCAACAAACAUCGUUACAACAUUACAGCAAAGAAAUCCGAUCAUGAAUAAGCAGAGAAAAACUGAUACAAAAGUACUACAAAAUGUUUCGCCAUUCCUUUCAAUGCCGCUAAAAAGUUCUAUAGGGUCAUCAGCGAACACAGACAACAUUGUCGCAUCAUUAAGCAACAAACAAACAAUUAAACAUUCUUUAAACGAGCGAACUGAUAUAAUAACUCAUGAACGACAUGCAAUGCAAAAAAAAGCCCUAGAUGAAUCACAUUUUGUGAAGCGUCCACUAUCAAUUUGGGAUGUGGUCGAAGAUGUGAACAAUAAAAUUCCACAAGUAUCAACGAAAAACGAACAAAACAAAAGAGUAGUGAUCAAUGGUGUAGUGAAAGAUGGAAGAAAGUCAGUUCCUUCCUAUAAUGCUCAGAAAUCGUGCGACUCAAUGAAGAUGAAUAGCAAUAAAUCGAAUAAUCAGCCGUUAAUCAAACGUCUGUCAUCUAUCGUGGAAACACCCAAAAAACUUAGUGCAGCUAAUGAUAGUGGUCGAACUUCGCCAUUGAACAUUUUCGUCGGUUUGGGAGCAGAACAAAGAUCGAGUUUUUCCGACAUGAAACGAUUACCAUUGACAAUUAAUAAAACAGCAAGGUUAAAUGAACGAGUAAAAACAAAGUCAGACAUAAUUGCACGUAGUGCUAAAUUGCCACAUUCGACAAUUCAGUCAAAAAAAGAGAAAAUGCAUACAUAUAAAAACCCACUAGUCACAAAGCCACAAUUAUUCAAAUCGUUAUCAACAAAUUCUUCAUUAAAUUCUAUUCAAGAUCGUCGUCAAGUGAAAAAAAAAUCGUAUGAUCAUAAUCUAUUUUCGAAAGAUAGAAAACAAAAAGAAAAAGAAGUCGACAAAAAUUCUAGCGCAAAAUUUGUUGAAUCAAUACAACGAAUAAAUUUAUCAAAUAUUAUUAUAAUUCGUCGACAAGUACGAAAAAAAUCGUCAAUCGAGAAUAAAAAUCAUAAUUGUACCACAGUAAUAACAGCAAUGACAAAUUCACCCAAAACGUCAACAACAACAACUGGUCAUAUAACCAUUACACCAUUGAUUCAAACACAAUGUAAACGUUCCAAUAAUUAUUUUGAUGGUUGUAUAACAAUUGAUGAUGACGAAGAUAUUGAAGAAGUAUAUCUCAAAUGUUAUAAUAAAGCUUGUACAUUAUUAUACAAUAUUCGAGCACGUGAAACAUUUUUAGAUAACUCGUGUGAUUGUUCAGUGAUGCGUCUAAGAUGGCUAAAUACUCUAGAAAGUUUACUUAUUGAACAUAUUCAAAUAUCCUUUGACCUUUCUAUCUAUCCACAACGACAAGAAUAUCAACAACGCAAUCCAAAAAAUUUUUUCAAAAUUAAAACGGAAAUUCCUGAUGAUGAUGACUAUGCAUCAUCAUUAAUACCAACAACACUUAUAUCUAAUUCUAUUGUAAAAUGUGAACCAAUUGAGAAUUUGUUACCUCUUGUACCAUUGACUAAUAAACCUAAUAAAACAACAAAAUCAUAUAUGAUUGAAUCAAAAUUGGUGACAGUCGUAAUGCGUACAUUCAUCAAAAUGUAUUUAUUAAAAAGUUUUGAUGAUAGUCAACAUUAUAUUACAUUUACACCAUUUGCUAUUACAUCUUAUUUACGUUAUUUAUUAACUGAAAUAUCUUCGAGUCAUCAUCAUAUUAUUAAUAAUAAUGAUGUUGACGAAUGUGAACGAUGUAAGGAUUUUAAAAUACUUUUAUCAUCACUAUUUGAUUUAUUAAUCGAUUUACUUGAAUUUGAUGUAUGUGGCUUUCAAAAAAAGAAAUUUCGUUCAGAAUUAAUUGAAACAGAUUAUUUUAAUGAAUUUCGACGACAAUCUCAAUCAUCAUUAAAGCAACAACAGGCAAAAAUGGAUAAAAUCAAAUAUAUAUUCUAUCUAAUUGAAUUAAUUGGAGUGUAUUUAUUUCGUUUACCAUUGUCCUAUACACUAAAUAAAGCUGACGCAUAUUUUGAGUCAAUACAAUCGUGUAUGAAAUAUAUUUUACAAUCAUGGAACAGUGGAACAAAUGACAGUCUACAAAUUUGUUACAGUUCCAUGGAAUUGAUCUUACUAUUUACAGAAGAUAAACAAUGUCAUAUUAAACAGAUUGCAAAUUUUCUAGCUGAAUUAUACAUUACAUCAAACAAUGAAUUAGUAAAAAGUUAUUUAAUUUCCACGAUGAAAGUGAUUGGUGAUAUUCGAUUAUUAAUGAUUAAUCAGUUAAUAUUUAUUCAACAUGGUUAUCAUUUAAAAAGUUAUUCUCGUAUCUGCGAUUUAAUUUGCAAAAUCUUAAUCAGUUUGCAAUGUUCUCCAGUUACUGACACCAUCAAUGAUUUACAUAUUAUUUAUGCCCUAUUAUCGACGUACAGCGAUUUUAUAUUAGGUGAGAACAAACAUACAAAAUUUUGA